Molecule: messenger RNA, 1054 nt
Organism: Eruca vesicaria subsp. sativa (arugula)
Lineage: Eukaryota; Viridiplantae; Streptophyta; Magnoliopsida; Brassicales; Brassicaceae
Source: the annotation of a GenBank genome assembly
AAAAAAAAAAAAAACAAAGCUCUAUAUAUUUAAGAAGCAUAAUAUAUAGGUUUCCUCACAGAAGUUUCCUUUUGUAGGAAGUCGAUUUUAUCACAUACAAAAAUGGAUGAGGACCUUACAACUGGAUUUCGCUUCUAUCCCACGGAAGAUGAACUGGUUGUAUUCUACCUACGAAACCAGCUCGAGGGAAGGAGUGGUGACUCAGUGCACCGUGUCAUACCUGUUCUAGAUAUCUUUGAGGUCGAGCCGAGUGAUCUUCGAAAUAUUGCGGGAGAGAGAUGUCGAGGAGACGCUGAGCAAUGGUUCUUCUUUGUGCCAAGACAAGAACGUGAAGCAAGAGGAGGCAGACCGAGUAGAACCACUGGUUCAGGGUACUGGAAAGCGACUGGAUCACCUGGUCAAGUCUUUUCCAAGGAUAACAGAAUGAUUGGAGUCAAGAAAACUAUGGUUUUCUAUACUGGAAAAGCACCAACAGGAGGAAAAACAAAAUGGAAGAUGAAUGAGUACAAAGCCUUUGACGAUGUAGACAACGUUUCCACUGUCCCUAAGUUGAGACAUGAAUUCAGUUUAUGUCGUGUCUACAUAACAUCAGGAAGCUCAAGGGCUUUUGAUAGACGCCCUGUGGGAGUUCUUCAGACAGAGAGAAUGUUUACAAGUGAUGUUGCAAUUGCUGAGACAUCAUUUCUUGUGGGAAGCUCAGCAGAAACUUCCAUGUCAGGAGGAGGACAUGUUGAUCUCUCUGUGAACACAGAGAUGGUUAAUGGUUUAACUGAACCAUUUUGGGAAUGGGAGCAGCUGAAUUGGCCUUGAAGCUAGCGAAAUUCAUAAGCAAGCAAAUUAUUACCCAUGGGUUGUUACAUUAUUACUAGUUGAUUACGACAAAUUAUUAUUUUUUUCCUUGUAACGUGAGAAUUUGAGCAAGAAUAAUUGACAAAAGGUGACAUUAUAGAAUGUUUUUGUAAGCUAAGCUAAUAUGGGUAAUUUUUUAAAAAAGAAUAUAUAAUGUUUGCAUUGAAAAUGUAAAAGAACAUUUAUAAUGAACAAAACUUUAAAC